AUGUCCAAAUCUUCUAGCUCUGGCUCUGGCUCUGGCUCUGGAUUCAGUUUUCGCAUCGGCUCUGAUCAAGAUAGUCCUGCUCCUGCUCGCCGCUUGCCUCGAGGCUUAUCUCCUACUCUAUCUGAGACUCGGACUGCCCCUGGCCUCCCUGGGGUCAUUGAAACAGGAUCAUUCUUGAAGGUUCCUCGGGGUACGUUAAGUUCCACUCCCUCCGUCUCUGUUUCGUCACAGAUUGGUGAGCCACCUUCGUCUCUCCGCUCAGAUUUGCCUGCCUCCGGCUUGUCCUAUAGCUCGUCAGAGCUUAGUGGGCCUCCUUCAAAUCUGCCUUCAAGUUUGGCUAGCUCGGGCUCUGCAUUCUCUGGGAUUAUUGAGCCUGCUUCAUCUCUCCCGGACACCGCUUUAAUUGAGCCCCUGUCUCCCAUCAUGGCCGAAGCUUCAAACAAGACUGCGGCAGACCCUGCGCCUCAAAAGUCCCCAAAGUCUGCCAAAGUUGGAAAAUCUGGCGGUGUAGACCCGAAGGUAAUCAAGGAAACGCAAGAACACACGAAGACCAUUAUUGCCAAAACGGCACAUGAAGGAACUGAGUUUGCCUACUCGUCAACUCCUGAAAACGCCCCUGCCUUGAGUCAGGAAUCAAGAAUGUAUCCAGCAUUUGAAGAAACCCUUAUCCAGGUUGUUGAAGGGGACACAUUUGAUAUAGCCAUCGAAGUGACAAAUGGCACGUACAAGGCUAAAACGGAAGAUUUCAUGCCAGUCUGCGUUCUCAACCACGCCAAUGCCUUCGGCGCCGGGGGAAGCUGGAAAACGGGAGCCACGGCCCAAGAGGAACAGCUUUUCUAUCGAAGCACACUUUGUGGAAGUCUCAGGGAGAAAUUCUAUCCGAUGAAGGAGUUGGAAUGCUUGUAUUCGCCUCAUGUGAUCAUCUUUCGAGAGAACUCAGCAGCGGGAUUCAAAUUUUUGGAAAAUAUUGAAACGCCAGAGAAGCUUCCCGUCGUCAGUGUGAUUAGUAUGGCCGCUCAGAGAGGCCCGAAAACGGUUAAGAACAAGGAGGGACAAAGAGAGUAUGCCGAUGAUGACGCUCGAGGCAUGAUGUACAACAAGAUGAAACAGAUUCUGCGCACCGCUGCCCACAACAAUCAUCGUCGAUUGGUUCUUGGGGCCCUUGGGUGUGGAGUGUUCGGUCACCCCGAAGAAGAAGUGGCAGAUCUGUGGAAAGAAGCUCUCACUGAGGAUGGAGAGUUUGAUGGCUGGUUCGAGCAAGUAAUCCUUGCCAUCUUUGAUAAAGACAAGGCCAAGAAGAAUCUGCGCACGUUCGAGAGGAUGUUUGCGGAAACCGAAGAGUCACCCUUGGAUCUUGAUUGA
Penicillium brevicompactum is the source of this 1362-nucleotide messenger RNA. RefSeq lists its product as uncharacterized. The coding region runs from base 1 to 1362 and encodes 453 amino acids. The transcript has a single exon. The record is from RefSeq and is a predicted model, not a curated record. NCBI's taxonomy places the organism in Eukaryota, Fungi, Ascomycota, Eurotiomycetes, Eurotiales, Aspergillaceae.